UACUGAUAGGGUUGGCAACCAGUCUUCUCUCUCUAGUACCGGAGGGAUGGUGAUGAGAUCGGGGUGUAAUCAUUAGUCCAAACAGUUGCAACUGAAACGACAGGUUCUAUUGGACAAAUUCAGGCCGGUCCCUCCCCCAUUUCGUUUGCUUCUCUUUAGAAACGUUUGCAACAGAAUACAUCUGUACAACAAAAACGUCACAGUGGACAAGACUGAACAGCUCGAGUUUUAGAACAAUGAACCAUUUGUUUGGAUGGAGAAGGCUUGCCAGCCUGAUGUUAAUGCUGCUAUAUUUCAUCAUUGAUGUACUCUGUGCUUCCCAAUCAACAGUCCAGUCUGAGACUCAGCGGGUGAAAGGCAUCGUGGGACAGUCUUUCUCUUUUCCAGAGAGGGUGAUCAAGUCUGGCAAUUUACUUUACGGAGACCUUGGCAGUAUUGCAAAUGUGUACCCUGGUAAAGAAGGCAAAAUCACCCUUGAGAAGAGAUUUGAAAAUCGUAUCCACUUGAACAGUGUUACAAGAUACUUCACUCUGUCAGACCUUAAGGUAGACGAUGCUGGGGUUUAUACUGUGGAGAAUACAGAUGGAGGGGAAAAAAACAAAUUUGAGCUCACUGUAUACAAUGUUGUUUCCAAACCUCAGGUGACAGAAUGUGACAGCAGCUCCUGUCGUGUGGUGUGUUCUGUGGACAACGAAAAAGAGGUGACCUUGACCUUGUACAGGGGAGAGGACAUACUAAACCAGACCAGCAGUCCUGAUCUCACCACCGAUCUAUCUCUCCGUUUGGAGGUAGAGGGAAAGAACUACAACUCCACCUACAGCUGUGUGGCUGCUAACCCUAUCAGUAAUGAGACAGUUCCUGUCCCAAAAUGUUGCAGCAAAGAUGAUCAUCCCAAGGAGACAGACCGUGAUGAGAGGGGUCGGGGUAUUCUUAUUAUUGCUGUAUUCUGCGUUUUGGUUGCCUUGGGGCUGGUUGGACUUGCAAUCUAUCUAAGGAAGAGAAGAAAUGGACAACCAAAAGGCAGGUAUUUAUCUUUUACAGAUUCAUCUCAAAAAGUGCAAGUGGACAUAGUGUAUGCAGCGAUAACACCUAAAAAACAAGCAGAUAAUCAGGAGGAGCGAACAGGUGUACCAGAACUGGAUUUACUUAGAGACAAACCAAAACUGACAUCAGUUUAUGAUACACUACAAUCACAUCGCAUGGCUGCCAGCGGGGAUGUUGACACAGCAUGAAGGAGGGAAACGGGAAGUCACUGAGAAACCGACAUGAUAAUUCACAUCCUGGAGAGGACGGCAUAUCAUGAAGAGGAUGAUGAAACAAACUGAAAGUAUAAAACUAUUCGCCCAGAAAACCUUUUAGAGGCACAGUUGUUAUGGAAGAAAAUUCCCCUGAAACUUUUGCGCUGAUGUUAUAUUUUCAGGCUUUCUUUGUAGGUCAUUCUCACAGACCUUCUGCCAAACAGGGGUCUUGAUGACAUCCACUGGUAUGGACCAAUUCAAUAACUACGCAUUGAGUUAGUAGAAGGAUCUGUAUAUUCCUUCUUUUCAAGUGCCUUUUGUCCCAAAUCCCAAUUUAUAGGUUAAAACAAAUGGAACCUGUCUUUUAAUCCAAUUCCCUAGUGUGUUUGCUAUGCUACUGCUGGGCCAAAGCUUCUUUUCAGUACUGACUGUUCUGUUGUUUAAAUGUAGGUCCCUCCCCUGUAUCUUUUUACAGCUGGUAAUUGUUUCGCUUGCCAGAGGAUAGCAACUGUGUACAUAUUAUAAAAAGAGCAGGCGUUUGAGAUAAAGACACCACAUGACAACAACAUGGUAGCAACACGACGUGGCAGCAGCACAACAUGGUAGCAGCACAAAACAUGGUACCAAUGUUAUUGGGCACAGACAGCAGCACAUAAGCAAGAAGGUAGAGACAACAAUACAUCACACGAAGCAGCCACAACUGUCAGUAAGAGUGUCCAUGACUGAGUCUUUGAAUGAAGAGAUAAAACUGCCCAGUUUGAGUGUAUUUGCAGCUCGCUUCAGUCACUAGCUGCAGCGAACUGAAAAGUGAUGGGGACGUGUGUGCUUUGGGGACCUUUAACAGAAUGUGACUGGCAGAAUGGGUGGUAUGUGGAGGAUGAGGGCUGCAGUAGGUAUCUCAGAUAGGGGGAAGUGAGGCCUAAGAGGGUUUUAUAAAUAAGCAUCAACCAGUGGGUCUUGUGACAGGUAUACAGAGAUGACCAGUUUACAGAGGAGUAUAGAGUACAGCGAUGUGUCCUAUAAGGAGCGUUGGUGGCAAAUCUGAUGGCCGGUGGUAAAGAACAUCUAGCCGCUCGAGAGCACCCUUACCUGCCGAUCUAUAAAUUAUGUCUCCGUAAUCUAGCAUGGGUAGGAUGGUCAUCUUAAUCAGGGUUAGUUUGGCAGCUGGGGUGAAAGAGGAGUGAUUUCGAUAGAGGAAACCAAGUCUAAAUUUAACCUUAGCCUGCAGCUUUGAUAUCUGCUGAGAGAAGGACAGUGUACCGUCUAGCCAUACUCCCAAGUACUUGUAUGAGUUGACUACCUCAAGCUCUAAACCCUCAGAGGGAGUAAUCACACCUGUGGGGAGAAGGGCAUUCUUCUUACCAAACCACAUGACCUUUGUUUUGGAGGUGUUCAGAACAAGGUUAAGUGCAGAGAAAUAUGGAACGCUGUUUGGUUCUUUACAUGUCAAAAAGAUACAUGUAAAAUAACACAAUUCUAUUAUAGAAUGUUGUGUGUGAUGAAUUUGAACGUGCAAGCUAAGCGCCACCACCACUAUCAGUGGCACCGUCAAAGCUGUACAAAAAGUCUGCAAACAAGCACACACUGGCCACGAACAAUGUGUUUACAAUACUUCGUUGGUAAUAAGGCGUUAUUUGUUCGACCUCAACUUCUUUGGUAUCUAACCCUAACCCUAACCCAAUACAACUUGUCGUUUUGCUGUGUUUUUGGGGAAGGACAUUGUUUGCAUCAAAUCCAUCAGCUAGCUAACCUUUUUACGACCAGCACUGUCCAGAGCUUGGGGAAGGGCAGGUGGGCGAGACAAGUUUGCCGGCAUCAUAGCGAUAUGUAUCGAUUAAUCGUUGUGACAUAUUAAAUACGAGUGAUAGUGUAGUCAAUGUGUAAUAACUACGUAAAAAAUGUAUGAAUGCUCUCAAUUAUUAUGUGACGUGCAGUCAUAUUCAGGUCCCGAUUGGUCAACAAGCUUAUUUGACGUGUAUCAAAUAACACUAUUUGACGUGUAUCUUUUUUGACACGUAAAGACCCAAACGGCGUUCCAUAGAGAAAGCUUGUUGGACACUAAGAAAACUUUGGUGUAGAGCGUUUAACACAAAAUCCGGGGAGGGGCCAGCUGAGUAAAAGACUGUAUCAUCUGCAUAUACAUGGAUGAGAGGGCUUCCUCCUGCCUGAGCUAUGUUGUUGAUGUAAAUUGAGAAGAGCGUGGGGCCUAGGAUCGAGCCUUGGGGUACUCCUUUGGUGACAGGCAGUGGCUGAGACAGCAGAUGUUGUGACUUUAUACACUGCAUUCUUUGAGAGAGGUAGUUAGUAAACCAGGCCAAAGACCCCCUCAGAGACACGAAUACUCCUUAACCGGCCCACAAGAAUGGAAUGUUCUACAGUACCAAAAGCUUUGGCCUAGUCAAUAAAAAUAGCAGCACAACAUAUGUAGCACAUCAUCCCUUCAAAAUACAAUCACUCCCUCCUGCAGACUCCUGCUGUAACUCCUGCAGACACCAUACACUAUCCUUCUAUCAGAGCAUUUUGUGGUCCAUCUACAUUAGUGCAACCUUUGUAUGGAUCUGUGCCUGCAAAGAUCACUGUCACCCAAAAAUAUAAAAUCUGUCGAUACCAUAGUGAGUUGUUGCACUGUAGGCCAUUUCAAUUUUAUGCCAGUAGUUACUGAGACUGAAUAUGAAGAUAUAAUUCACUUUUCACUAUUUUAAAAUAACCUUGUGACUUAUUCAAUAUAUUAAGUCAUACAUUGUGUACAUUGUGUAUAUUUCCAGAUGUUUAACAGUCAUCAAUACAUCUAUAACCAUGCUUGCAAUAUGUUCAUGUUUUACAUACCCUAUCACAACCCAAAAUAUGAUUACUCUAUUCUCCAUUUAUGUUUUUGUUGUCAUUUAGAUCUUUGUAAACAAAGUAUGUACUGCUUCAGAAUACCUGUGUAGACUGUCAUUCCUUGAAGCCAAAGCUGUCUAUGAGUUUGAGAGGGGAAACAUUUCUCCAGAGACAUUUCUCCAGAAACACAACUUCAGAUUGUGGUUUUAAUGUAGCCUACUUCUAGGGUCAAAUAGGAGGGAUCACUGUAGUUGUUUGGUGGAUUCUCUAUUUUAGAGACUUUAAGUGUGUGUGACCUUUUGUCAUGUCACUUUGCAUGCCAGGCAGCUGUACAUUUGUAAACGAGAAUGACUGGUAACAGUGAUUUACUCAUUUGUAUUUUAAAAAUCCUAUACAAUUUCAAGCAUUGUUUAGAGAAAACGUUGGCCUUUUCCUCCAAUCCUUUCCCCCCAUCUAGUGGUUGAACGUUUUUAUAUUUCAGUAUACUGUACAUAUUGCACAAAGUUUUGUUCUGAGACAGCGUACUGUAAAUUUUGUAAGUGUAGCUUAAAUCAUGUGCAACCAAAAUGUAAUCUAACCUUUCUAUGCUUUGGACUGUGAUCCCGUAUGUUUGUGCCAUUUGUGCCAUUUAUUGUAACGUUAUUGUGAGUAACAAUUAAAACAGUUGUGUCAUGA
This is a messenger RNA of Oncorhynchus nerka (sockeye salmon), 4733 nucleotides long. Its product is annotated as SLAM family member 5-like. The coding region runs from base 237 to 1232 and encodes 331 amino acids. The transcript has 6 exons. Lineage: Eukaryota; Metazoa; Chordata; Actinopteri; Salmoniformes; Salmonidae. The record is from RefSeq and is a predicted model, not a curated record.